AUGGCUUUAAAGGAAAAUAAAAUAAAAUAUUGUGAUUUUGUAACCACCAUCGGCGUAGGAACAUUUGCACGAGUGAUAUUAGUUCACUAUCGAACUAAAAAUGAAUAUUAUGCACUGAAAAUGAUGUCAAUUGAAGAGAUUGUACGAUUAAAACAAACUGAACAUGUUAAAAAUGAACGAAAGAUUCUAGCACACAUCAAACAUCCUUUUAUUGUUAAUUUUUAUUGGUCUGAUCGAGAUAUAAGAGAUUUAUAUUUGUUACUCGAAUAUGUGCCUGGUGGUGAAUUAUUCUCAUAUUUAAGAAAAUCGAUUCGAUUUAACACUGAUAUAGCAAAAUUUUAUACGUGUGAAAUUAUUCUUGCAUUAGAAUAUUUACAUAGUUUCUCGAUUGCAUACAGAGAUAUUAAACCAGAAAAUCUUUUAUUAGAUUCUUCCGGUCAUUUGAAAUUAACAGAUUUUGGCUUUGCGAAAUAUAUCCAUGAUAGAACUUAUUCGACUGUGGGUACUCCAGAAUAUUUGGCACCGGAAAUCAUAUUGUCAAAUGGUCAUUCAACAGCCGUUGACUGGUAUUCACUCGGCAUUUUAAUUUACGAAUUUCUUGUUGGUCAACCACCAUUUAUCGAUGAUAAUCCAUUUCAUAUUUAUCAAAAAAUUUUACAAGAAAAUGCCAAGUUUCCUGCGAAAUAUGUUGAUCCUGUAGCAAAACAUUUGAUUAAAAAAUUGAUUAUCCACGAUAGAACAAAACGUUUAGGAAAUAUGAAAAAUGGUGCCAAUGAUGUUAAAAAUCAUCGAUGGUUCAAAAAUGUUAACUGGGAAUAUGUUUACGAUCGAAGACUACAGCCUCCAAUUAUUCCGAGUGUAUUGCAUAGCGGGGAUACUCAAAAUUUUGAACAGUUUGAUGAUUGCGAUGUUUGGUAUAUGUCACCAAUUAGUUCAAUAGAAGAUUUUGUUUUAUUCGCCGAUUUUUAA
Didymodactylos carnosus is the source of this 969-nucleotide messenger RNA. NCBI's taxonomy places the organism in Eukaryota, Metazoa, Rotifera, Eurotatoria, Philodinida, Philodinidae. The record is from the annotation of a GenBank genome assembly.